AUGGCUGGUGUAGGUGUGCAAGAAGGUGGGGCGGUGCCGGUGGAUGGCUACACAAAGGACGGAAGCGUGGAUCUGAAAGGCAAUCCCGUGCGGCGCUCACACACAGGCCGUUGGACCGCCUGCUUCUUCAUCGUCGUGUACGAAGUGUUCGAGCGGGCCGCCUUCUACAGCAUAUCCACCAAUCUGGUCAUGUAUUUGACGCACGAGCUGCAUCAACCAGACCUCGCCUCAGCCAACAAUCUCGCCAAAUGGAUGGGAACCGUCUGGAUAACGCCCAUCUUCGGGGCUUAUGUCGCGGAUGCUCAUCUCGGCCGCUACCGCACCUUUGUCGUUGCAUCUGCCCUCUGUCUUAYGGGGAUGUCUCUUCUAACGGCUGCGGUCUCCGUGCCAAGCCUGAAACCGCCGCGAUGUCCAGAAGGCAAUGUUAAGGCAGAAAACUGUGCACAGGUGUCCAAGUUACAAUUGGCAGUGUUCUUCAGCGCUCUCUACACGGUGGCUGUGGGGAUCGGCGGGAUCAAGCCCAACAUCUCCACCAUGGGAGCGGACCAGUUCGACGAGUUCGAUCCGGAGGAGAAGGCUCAGAAGCUGUCCUUCUUCAACUGGUGGAUGUUCGGCAUCUUCUUCGGCAGUCUCUUCGCGGCGACGGCUGUGGUUUACAUUCAGGAGACUGUGUUGUGGAGCUUGGGAUAUGGGAUUCCCACUAUUGGCCUUGGAAUAGCCUCUCUAAUAUUUGGCGCUGGCACUCCCUUUUACAGGCACAAGCUCCCCACUGGAAGCCCCUUCAUGAAGAUGGCUAAGGUCGUUGUCGCUGCGGCUUCCAAUUGGAGGCUUCCUCUUCCCAACCACCCAAAACAUCUCCAUGAGAUUCACUCUCAACACUACACUAACCAAGGAACUUCCAACAUUCAUUCCACUCCAUCCUUGAGGUUCCUGAACAAGGCUGCUAUAAAAACAGGUUCAAGUACUGAUUCGUGGAAGCUAUGCUCAGUGACCCAAGUGGAGGAGACAAAACAAAUGCUGAGAAUGAUCCCAAUUCUAAUAUGCACAUUCAUUCCAAGCACAAUGUUGCCACAGACACUGACCCUUUUCAAGCAGCAAGGCACCACUCUCAACAGAAGCGUAGGCAGCCACUUCCAAAUCCCUCCCGCUAGUUUAUCUGCUUUUGUCACCAUCUCCGUGCUCCUCAGUCUUGUCAUUUACGACAGGUAUUUUGUGAAGAUAAUGCAGAGACGGACCAACAAUCCAAGGGGAAUCACACUGCUACAAAGAAUGGGAAUUGGAAUGAUUCUCCAUGUCGUUGUAAUGGCGGUUGCGUCAUCGGUCGAAAUUCACAGACAUGGUGUUGCUAGAGAAAACAGAGGACAACUCCCCCUCCCCCUCCCCCUAACCAUUUUCAUUCUCCUCCCUCAGUUCGUGCUGAUGGGAAUUGGUGAUGCAUUUUUGGAAGUAGCAAAAAUUGAAUUCUUUUAUGAUCAGGCACCGGAGAGCAUGAAGAGUUUGGGGACUUCCUACUCCAUGACUUCGCUCGGGAUUGGAAACUUCCUCAGUGGUUUUCUUCUUUCAAAAGUUUCUCAAAUUACCAACAAACAUGGAGGCCAAAGAUGGAUUUUUGACAACCUGGAUGAUGCUUUUCGUCUUGACUACUACUAUGCGUUUUUGGCACUGCUCUGUGGCCUCAAUUUCUGCAUCUUCUUGGUCGUCUCCAAAAUUUAUGUGUACAAAGCUGAAGUCUCUGAUUCAAUGAAACUGCUGACUGAUGAACUCAAGCAAAAGCAAUCCAACAGGGACAGAGCUAAGCAAGGGAGGGGGCAAUUGCCCCACGGUCAUAUGUUUGAAUCUGGUCAGAUUACUCAAAAUUUGAGAUGGUAAAAAGAUUAUUCUGUAUACAAGAUAACUUAAAAGUUAAUUGAUUACAGUAAUAUUGUCAAUAUUAAUUAGGUACUGAAUCAGGGRGAGGAGUCUUGGAACAAUAUAAAAAUCAACUAGUUAAGAUAUAUAUUUGGAUGCGAUGAAUUCAAUUAAGAUCUAUA
Momordica charantia (bitter melon) is the source of this 2030-nucleotide messenger RNA. Its product is annotated as protein NRT1/ PTR FAMILY 5.2-like. The record is from RefSeq and is a predicted model, not a curated record. Lineage: Eukaryota; Viridiplantae; Streptophyta; Magnoliopsida; Cucurbitales; Cucurbitaceae. Gene Ontology annotation, biological process: transmembrane transport. Gene Ontology annotation, molecular function: transmembrane transporter activity. Gene Ontology annotation, cellular component: membrane.